GGUUGAUGUCGCUUAACCGGUCGUUCGAUCGAAGACUCAGCGCCUAUGCAGGGCUAAAUUUGCGUUAUGUCGCCAAGGGUUUUAACAGAUGUAAAAGUUGUCGAUAUCCAGAAACGAAAGGUCCCGAGCAAACAUUAUGUUUAUGUGAUAAAUGUCACUUGGUCAGAUGGUAGUGUUAAUGUUGUCUACAGGAGAUAUAGCAAAUUCUUUGACCUUCAGACUAAACUUUUGGAGGAGUUUCCUCAUGAAAGUGGUGUAAAAGAUCCUUCGAAGAGGAUUUUGCCAUUUUUGCCAGGUAAAAUUAUAUUUGGAAGAAGUCAUGUGCGAGAUGUAGCAUUACGUAGAAAGGAACCCAUUGGUGAAUAUUGUAAGGAGCUAAUCUCGCUACCACCCAAGAUAUCCACUAGUGGCACUGUAUUGAAGUUCUUUGAGCCACAACCAGAGGACAUAGACCUUCCAUCUAAGGAGAAAGACAAGAAAAGAAAGGAAAAGGAUUCAGCUGACCACAUAAGUGGGCCAGUUAUGUUGGAACAGUAUGUGGCCAUUGCAGAUUACAAAAAGCAGAAUAGAAAUGAAGUUAACAUGGUUGCGGGAGAUAUUGUGGAAGUUAUUGACAAGAAUGAAAAUGGUUGGUGGUUUGUUAAUGUAGAUGAAGAGCAGGGUUGGGUUCCAGCAGCUUAUCUUGAGCGUGAGGAUGGCAGCUUAGAUGAGUCUGCCAGUCAAUUAGUGACUGAAUCAGGAGAGAGAAUGAUUACAACAACAACCUACAAAGCAGAACUCGAUGAUGAAAUUUCAUUUGAGGUUGGCGUUUUAGUGACCGUGAUAGAGAAGAAUUUUGAUGGAUGGUGGCUUAUUCGGUAUCAGAAUCGCGAGGGUUGGGCGCCAGCCAUGUACCUCAAGAAAGCUGAUCCCUCUCAGCUUGAAGCCAUACGACAUGGUUCAGAGUCUUUAGCGAGAGAGAAAACGGCAAGCGUGGCGAGUGGUGUACAGAGUGCUUCUAGACUUCAUGGCUCCAACAAAACUGGAACGAAAGGUCGGAAAGUGCCUCCAAGGAAGGCUUCGGUCAAAAGGUCCAAAAAGUUGCCAGUUCACAUCACAAACAUGUCGUACGAGAAAACUAUGGCUAUACGCGAUUCACCUACUCCAAAGUCUCCUGAAGUAGAAUAUUUUACCGUUGGCGACUUUCGUUCAUUGGGUGUAGAGGGAGCGUUAAACUUUACAGAAGGAAUGUCUGUGGAAGUUGUCGAGAAAGCUCCAAAUGGAUGGUGGCUAGGAAAAAUCGGUGGAGUAGAGGGUUGGAUACCAUCCUCAUACCUGGGUAAAAGAUUGCUGGAGAAACAACAAGCCAAUAGAGCAGAAUCUUCAAAUGCCUCAAUAAACAUUCCUAAACCCUCCCCUCGUAUUCCAGAAAAAAUUCCAGAGGGUAACGCUACAUUUUUCACGUUAGCAGAUUAUAAUGACACUUUUGAAGGUGGCAUUUCCUUCAAAGAAGGGCAAACAGCGCAGUUAAUCGAACAAAAUCCGGAUGGAUGGUCAUAUGUUAGAAUCCAAGGCAAAGAGGGCUGGGCGCCAACAAGCUAUCUUGUUUCAAGCACGGAAAAAAAGUCUGCAGCUCCUCCUCGACCAGUCGCCCCUGUAAGCGCAAAGCCGAUUGCAAAACAAAUGCCGAACAUCGCGUCAUCUCAGUCUGGAAAAGGUGUAAGUUAUGCUCAGUCGCAGCAAAGGAAGCCGUUACCAGUUCCUGCAAAGAAUACCACCAAAAUGGCUGUCUCUUCACUGAAUUCAGUUCCUAAGAAACCUGAUCUUCCGGCCAAACCUCAAGUAAAACCACGUUCGAAGAUCUGGCCUCCAGAAGUGUCAGUGAAAUCAUCGAUUACGAAACCAACUCGUGUUCCUGUGAAACAGAACAUCUUCUGCAAAGCCUUAGAGUCUUUCUCCUCUGAAAAUGGUGAAGGUUUAUCGUUUUGUACUGGAGACGAAUUUGAGUUUGUAGAAGACUCCAAUAAUGGGUGGUGGUUGGUCAAGACAAAGGGUGGAAAGGAAGGUUGGGUACCAGCAUCAUACUUAGAGAGGGUGAAUAUUAAACCAGUAGCGCCCAAAAGACCAGCAAAACCAGACCCUCCAAAGAAGGUGCAACACCAAGAUACGAAAACUGUUUAUGUAGCUAUGGCAGAAUACGCUGACGAAGGGGAUCAAGAUUGUAUCAGCUUUAAAAAAGGCGAUCGCAUGGAAGUGCUUGAAAUGGAUGAGGGAGGUUGGUGGUUAGUUACGAUUGGAGGAAAGUCCGGUUGGGCGCCAUCAAAUUUUUUGAAACCUUUGGAAUGAACUGAAUUCAGAGUAAGAAUGAUUCAAAAAUGAGUAACAGCCAAGGUUGAAGGACUUCUUAAUUUCUCAGGCAGCAUUAGGGCCCCGUCCACACGCAUCCGGAUAUUUUUGAUUCUGCAACUUUUUCGUUGCGGAUUGGUCUUCCGUCCACACUUACCUGGUGACGGUUGAUGAAUCUGCAACUUUUUGAAACACUUCUCAGAGUGCAAUACGCGUUAACGAUUGAAUCCGUCUAUUUUAGAAUACAGGGUAAUUUAGUAUUAUCAACUGAGUUGAUAACGUAAAUUGGCCACCAUGAAGAGUUUCAAAGCUCGCGUUUCGAGCGUUUGCCCUUCGUCCGAGCGAAUAAGGAGGGCUAACGUUGUCGACAUUUUUGAUGGUUUUGGCCGCUCUGCUCAUCGUGAUUUUAACCAAUAACUCGACCUCAUGAUUUUUCCAAAUAAAGGACUCUCCUUUACAUAUCUUUUGUUUGAUUGUGACAUCUUUUCUCGUACUUAGCCAGUCUUCCAAGCGACACGUGUUGAAACUUCAAGUAUAAAAAAAUAGGCUGCUAAUAUUAAUCGCAGCCUCAAGUCUCUUGAUAGAGCACAUGCUCUGUUGGAGAAAGCGUUGAGAUAUCCGGAUGCGUAUCGAAUUCAUGUGAACGGACUAAAACGAUUCGAAUGUGGUACGUGUGGACGCGAAUUUUCAUUAGACCCGCAUCGGGAAAGUUGGGAAUCAAAAAAUAUUCGAAGAAGUUUGGAAACUGUUUCUGACUCCCUUAAGCAAAGGGAGCUGACUUACCUGUUGGCGUUAAACUAGUGAGGGGUGAAACAGUGGCUUUUUCAUACUAUUAGAUCAUUUCUUCUCAUUAAGAGAUCCUAUUAGUAUGUCGGUGUGGGUUUGAAAUAAACUGGUGACAUAAUGCUUUCUCUUUUUAAAA
Pocillopora verrucosa is the source of this 3247-nucleotide messenger RNA. RefSeq names its product SH3 and PX domain-containing protein 2A-like. Gene Ontology annotation, cellular component: cytoplasm. Gene Ontology annotation, molecular function: phosphatidylinositol binding; protein binding; superoxide-generating NADPH oxidase activator activity. NCBI's taxonomy places the organism in Eukaryota, Metazoa, Cnidaria, Anthozoa, Scleractinia, Pocilloporidae. Gene Ontology annotation, biological process: superoxide anion generation. The record is from RefSeq and is a predicted model, not a curated record.